UAAGCGCUAGCUCGCUGCUGCUAGAGACUUUAUGCGUUGCAACAUAUCGAGGAGGAGUAAAACAAAGUAACUGCGAUGUGUGUUCAGUUCUACGUUCUAAUGCUUUUCAGAUAAGCCAUUUUUAUACAAUUAUACUUAUCCACUAAGAGUUUAUUGAUUUUUUUCGCGGCUGAAUAUCUGUCUAAUAUCAAACGUCGAACCAACUUUAUAUCGGUAGAAGACCAAUUCAACCGUAGAAGAUCAUAAGUUUCGUUUCUUCCGUUGUUAACCUCUUCCGCAGAAACAGCUGCACUUGUUUCAUGAAAGGCAGUGUAGAUCAUAACUGAUCUGACAUCUGCACAUCACCACAGAGCUCACGAUACCAGAGCUAAGAAACAUGAACAGGAAAAACAGAAAAAAUCAGCUCUCUAAGGAUGAUUUGCGUGCCGUUGGAUUUGACUUUAUAGAAUUUCUGGCGGAAAGCAAAAGGAGAUCAAUUACUGAUAGAACCAUUCUCAAAAACAUCUACAAUGAAGAGUUCCGACACAGGGAUGGAGUCAGAGACCCAAACUUCUCUUCAGUCCUCUUUGUACUGAGAAAUGGCAGGAAUGCACGCAUCACCAGAUCAGGACAUGUUUACUUUAACACUAAUGUCCGAGUGCUGCACGAUCAGUGGUUUAGACCCCGUCGCAAACAACAAAACCAAGCUACUCCCCCUCUGAGUAAUGGUAGCUCACCGCCACCCCCUAGUGCCCAGGUUCCUGACCCACCGUCAGUGCCAGGGCCAGAAGAUGGAAUCAGAGGAAGGAGAAAACUGUCAAAAGCCCUCCUGAAGAGAAUAAACACUACAGAAAGGUCUGUGUUUAUCUCUGAUAAAAGUGGGGUGCGGGUGUCCUCAGAGCUGCAGAUAGAGGAUGGCAUGAUUCAGCUGUUUGUGGAGAAGGCAGAAAUUUGUGAACUAAAGCUGAUUGUGGAGAACACGAGUCAGGAUGCCGUGUAUUUCACAUAUUACACUGCUCUUCACUGGCUGCAGUAUUUCACUCUGGAAGACAGCAGAAGGGUCACGCGUAAUAAUCCACUCCGUCUGGAGCCAUGUGAGAAGUACGAGGUGACCUUAAGAUUCAAAGCAGAACAGAUAGGAGUCUAUCCUGCCACUCUAGCAUUUGAGUUCAAGGAAAACACCCAACCCGCCACCCGUCCUUUUCACAUUGUUCGGUUCGUUCAGGCAGAAUACAGGUCCGAGCUUGCAGCUCUGCUGGGUCCAGAAGCACCAUUCAGACCUAAGAGGCUUGAGACAUAUGAACCUGCGAGGUGCAACAUAGAUGAGGGGGUUCCACCUGAGAGUUUUGCUCGAAACCUUUUGAAGUUUGUGGUGCCACUGGAUAACUACACUCGUCCUUCUUACAUCUCUGACUUAGCCGAGGUCCUAAAAGGCAGCCGUUCUUUCCCGAAGCUCCAGGAACAGAAGUCACUGCUGGAGAGUGAUCUGGGCUUUCAUAACUAUAUAGAGCGCUUUGAUUUACUACUGUACCUGGAGGAAGAUCAAAUGCGUCUAGACAUCAAGAGGUAUAACAAAGAUGAUGUGUCCAUGGUGAAAGACUGUGAGAACAAACGACUGCUGGUCUUAGAGCUCCCUGGUGUAUCAGAGAACAGACCAUCAGUCCUGAGAGGAGAUCAACUGCUUCUCACCAAGAGUGAGGAGGUCCAACUCUCAACUGUGACCAAAUACAAGGGCUACGUCCACAGAGUGGAACUGGAUCAGGUCAAACUGGGCUUCUCUCGAAGGCUGCUUGACGGUUUCAUAGAUAAUAUGAAAUUUCGUGUGGAGUUCACAGUGAAUCGUCUCCCGUUAAAACUGCAACACAGAGCAGUACACAUGGCGGUCCAACACGAGCUCAGAGAUGUGCUGUUCCCUGUGGGCUCAAGGAGCAUGACCCCUGAGUCUCCACCUGCACUGAGGCUCUUUGAUCAAAAGCUGGACAAGAACCCUGAACAGAAAAAUGCAGUAUGUAACAUUGUGGCUGGUACGUCCAAGCCGGCACCGUACUUGGUGUUUGGACCUCCUGGCACUGGUAAAACCGUCACGAUAGUGGAGGCCAUCAAACAGGUGGAGAAGAAUAUACCUGGUGCCUAUAUCCUAGCUUGUGCUCCAUCUAACAGUGCAGCUGAUCAGCUGUGUGAAAAGUUGAUCACUAGUGAACAUGUUGAUGCACGGAAGAUAUACAGAGUCUACGCUAGCUCACGCAAUCCAAAAGAUAUCCUUAAAGUCCUAGAGAAAAACAGUAAUGUGGAGGGAAACACAAUUAUUUUCCCAUGUAAAGAGGAUCUAAUGUCCUACAAGAUCCUAGUCAGCACUCUGGUCACCGCUGGCAGGCUGGUCAGUGGGGGUUUUCCUAUAGGUCAUUUUUCUCACAUCUUUGUGGAUGAGGCAGGACAUGCUGUGGAGCCAGAGGCCAUCAUCAGUGUGGCAGGACUGCUGAAUGCAGAGACUGGACAGCUUGUUUUGGCUGGAGAUCCCAAGCAGCUGGGGCCAAUCCUGAGAUCUCCUUUUGCCAUUAGAUACGGACUUGGUCUUUCCUUGCUGGAGAGGCUGAUGACACAGAAUGAACUUUACCAGAAAGGUACUACUGGAUACGACAACCGUUAUGUAACCAAGCUGCUGCGGAACUACAGGUCUCAUCCAUCCAUUCUGAAGAUUCCUAAUGAGAUGUUCUAUGAUGGGGAGUUGGUGGCAUGUGCAGAUGAGAUGAUCUCCCACCAGUACUGCAUGUGGGAGCACCUGCCAAAAAGUGGAUUUCCUGUGAUUUUUCAUGGAGUGAUUGGAAAGGAUGAGAGAGAGUCAAACAGUCCCUCCUUUUUCAACACUUCUGAAAUCGAUAUCAUAAUUGACUACAUGAAGAAGCUCCUGACACAGGCAAAGAAGGGCAUUGCAAAAAUCUCCCCCAAAGAGAUUGGCAUUAUCGCCCCCUACAGGAAACAGGUGGAGAAAAUCAGGAAGGCCAUCAAGUUGCACAGAGAGCUUAAAUCCUUUUUGGGCAUUGAGGAGCUGAAGGUUGGCUCUGUGGAGGAGUUUCAAGGCCAGGAGAGGAAAGUGAUCAUUGUGUCAACUGUUCGCAGCGACAAGAAACACAUCAUUUUGGAUGAAACAUUCAACAUUGGGUUUCUGAAGAAUGAGAAGAGAUUCAAUGUGGCAGUGACGAGAGCAAAAUCCCUGCUCAUUAUGGUGGGAAACCCCAUCAUUCUACGAACAGACGCGACCUGGGGAAGGUUUAUUAAUUACUGCAUUGAGGAGGAAGGUUAUACUGGAUAUGAUAUUUCCAACUUGGAGGAAACAGAUGCGGUUGUUGAGCGUCUGCUAGCACUAAACAUCCGUGAGGAGAUCAUAGUGGAAACAGAGGAGAGUGUGGUCCAGCAAUAUCUGAAUCCUGAGUGGAGACAUGACCAUUAAAUGAAAGGAGUUGUGGCGGUCCCUUUUGCCAAAAAGUUUGAAAAUACUUCAACGCCCAUAAUACAUUGGGCUCAUUGCUGUCCAAGGCAUCUGACCAUUCAACUGUCCAUAUGCAGGAAUACAAAUAUGCUAAUAAAUAAACCGGGAGAUCUGGGUGCAGGUUACAUGGGGAAAGAAUACACAUUGUUCAUUUACGUAUAAUACCGAAAGUGUAACAAUAUAAAUCUGAUUGAAAAUUUGCCAACUUGUCCUUUAAUCUCAGGGCUUUGUAUGCAAUGUUGCCUAUAUUGAUUGAAAAGUUUUAUUAGUUUAUCAGGUAAAUCACUGAUUACUGCCCUAAAAUAAGUGCCUUGUUUUAUGAAAUUACCAAAGAACAGAAAUGAUAUUUUAAUAAUGCUUAAUUGAUAGUAAAGGUUUUGUUUGUGGUCCCACUGGAUUGUCUGAAAAUUGCAAAUGGAGUUGGAGGUUUACAUCAGUGCAUUGUCAAACACAUCAUUAAACAAUUGUGUACUUCAUUUCAAGGACGUUUGACUGAAGUAAAUACAUUAUUGUAAAAUGGAGGAUGUUGAAUCACAAAUGAAUGCAAAAUUUGGAGACAUGUUAAUACUUCUAUCAAGCCUGUCAACAAACUCAUUACCGGUUUCUCACAGUCAGCAGACUUCAAAAUUUAAUAC
Sinocyclocheilus rhinocerous is the source of this 4101-nucleotide messenger RNA. Its product is annotated as putative helicase mov-10-B.1. Lineage: Eukaryota; Metazoa; Chordata; Actinopteri; Cypriniformes; Cyprinidae. Bases 377 to 3427 code for a protein of 1016 amino acids. The record is from RefSeq and is a predicted model, not a curated record. Gene Ontology annotation, molecular function: 5'-3' RNA helicase activity; RNA binding; ATP hydrolysis activity. The transcript has 23 exons.